GGACUAUGGCGGUCUUUGCAGAAGUGUUCAAGAUCAGCUGCAACAUGUACAGCAACUAGAGGCAUCUCGAGGAGCGUUUGCAGCGAUUCUUUCAGAUGCAUCUGUGGCAACUUGGGGCGAUGUUGGAUUUGGAAGUAACAUGUCACAAGUCCAAGAUGAAUUGAAGAAUGUGAAGCAGAUCAAGGCAUCGUCACGUGCUUUUGCCGCCGUUCUGGCGGACGGAUCUGUGGUUGCUUGGGGGGAUAUGUCUGGUGGUGGUGAUUGCAGCAGUGUUCAACAUCAAUUGAGACAUGUCAAGGAGAUUCAAGCGUCGGAUCGUGCGUUCGCUGCUAUUUUAGAAGAUGGAUCAGUGGUAACCUGGGGUGAUAAACAUUUUGGCGGUGUUAGCAAUAGAGUACAAAGACUUCUGAAAGAUGUACAAGAGAUUCAAGCUUGUCACAGUGCCUUCGCCGCGAUUUUGGCCAACAGAUCUGUAGUAACAUGGGGAGAUAAGGCCAAUGGAGGUGACAGCAGACAGGUGCAAGAUCGACUUCAGAACGUGCAGAGCAUUCAGCCUUCUUACUAUUCUUUUGCUGCAACUUUACGUGAUGGAUCUGUGGUCACUUGGGGAGACGCUGCCUUCGGAGGCUACAGCGAGAAGGUUCAAGAUCAGUUGAAGGCGGUGCGCGAGAUUCGCGCCACUUACUAUGCCUUCGCAGCGAUCUUGGCCGAUGGAUCUGUAGUAACUUGGGGCGACCCUCGGUAUGGAGGCGAUUGCAGCAAUGUCCAAGAUCAACUGAUCAAUGUUCAACGAAUUGGUGCGUCUCAUGGAGCUUUUGCAGCUAUUUGUCAAGAUGGAACUGUGGUAACCUGGGGUGAUCGUGAGCUCUACUGCGACCCAGAGAAGGACUGGAGCCUCCCAUUCACCUUGGAGCCGGGCAAAUCGUGCGGUUGGUGCGGUUCCCUAGACGGUCAGGCCUAUUGUGGGGCCAAUGGCGAGCGAGACUUUGCCUGCAUUAGGGCCUUGACCGGUUUCAGGACUCUUUGCAAUAUGAUCUGAGGAUGGGACUAUGCGCCCAGGGGCUUGGCUGAGGCAAUCUGCGGCAAAGUUUGCGCAGCUCAUACCGAGUGUGCCGGUUUUCAGUGGACAGGAAACAAAUGUUACUAUAGGAAGAGUACCUCUUGCGGACGAGCUGAUUGGAGCGUCUCGGAUUGUUGGACCAAGAUUGACCCCGAUGCCAUGAAGGUGUCCUUUGAUCGGCUUUCAGGCGCGUGGUGCUUGAAGUCGAAGUCGAAGUCUUUUGCACCUUUGUGCUCCUCUUCUGUCGCUGCACAUCCGCUGGAGUUGGGUGCGGGGCUGCAAGAGGGUGUGGAUUACACGCCUUUGGAGCCAAUGACCACCGCCUUUACGGGCAAUGGGGCAGUGGAGGUCGGGCGUGAUCAGAUGGACCAAAGCCUUUUGGGUCAGGGGCAGGGGGCCAAAUCCCGGGCCGGAAGCAACGGCGGCUUGGGCAAUAAAAAGUUCAAGAAGCUGCCAAAGAUCCCGAAGGCCAAGUUUGAGAUGGCAAAGUUUGAGGAGGCGGAGUUCAAGCCUUUCGAAGGCGAGAGGAAGGAGUUGGAGAGGCGCAGCGUCACAGAGACCGUCUUGAACUGGUCGCCAGAGCCUGUGAGCUACGCUCCUCACUGCCUGGCACGUGAGAGUCGGGAAAAGAUCAUUGGUGCUGAGCCUGUUGAGGGCGAGCACUACCUCAGCAAUCAGGAGAAGCAGAAAGACGUUGUGGGUGCUUGCUAUCAUGCUCUCGGAGUGGACAGCACUGGCGCCGCGGCAGUGGAAACUUGGGGAGAAGACGGGGUACCAGGAAAGAAGAACACGGAUUGGCAAGAGCCACACGUAUGGUCCAAGGCCAAUCCAUCCUUUCCUGGCUUGACCGCUGAUGCAGUUUGGGACUGCAGCACGCGUGACAUCAAUCGAGGCUGGAAGAUGGCGAAUUGGGAGAGGCAAACUGACAUGGCAACAGAUUACUUCGAGAACGCCUUCGAGCCAGCUUACAAGACCAUUUGCUCUUCCAUUGUUGGGGUCAUAACCUUGGCUGGAGCCAUAGCUGCCUAUGCCGGCACCAAGAACGAAGUCAGCGACAUUUGUGAAUCCAUAGGUGCCAACGCACAAGGUGGCGCCUUGUAUGCGCUCGAGGUUACACAAGACUACCGCAACAAGCGCUUCAUUGAGAGCGACUUCGCUGACUGCAACCCACUGCAGAACACCAUGGCCAAAGUUUACUGCGAUCUCGCUUGCGUGGAAGACGCAGUGAAGAGAGGUGACCAGCAGAUUCUGAGUUCCAUUGGCACGAUGAAUCACAACAUACUCUCUGAGAUGAAGGCCUUCUUUGACCACUACGUCUCUGAGAUUUUCGUGCGCCUCACGCACAUCGAAGACAAAUCCAGCCAUGAGACUCAGCAGCUGAAGCAGGCUAUGGACACCUAUGCCAAGGCUGAUAUUGAUGCCGUGAACUCCAAUGGCAAGCAGAUCAUCAGUGCCAUGAACUCGCAGCACUCUGCCAUCAACAAAAACCUUGGGGACGCCGCGAAGCAAAUCUUUGAUCUCAACCAUGAGGAGCACAAGAUCAUUGCUGCAAAGAUGGAUGCUCAUUUGGACGCCACAACUGACGCAAUCGACAAGCUGCAGGAGUCGACGGUGCAGGGCUUCAGCGAUGCGUUCAGCGAGUUUUCGGAUUCCCUACAGGAUGAUUCUGGAAGUCUCCUCCAGGAUCUUCACAAGCUUCACACCGCCACGCGCAACGCAUCCGAAGACUUCUCCACUUGGGCGAAGGAUUCCAUGCACAAAAUGAGUGGUGAGAGGCUGCAGCAGAUUCAUCAGAGUCUCCAACGCUUGCUCUCGAGAAUCCGUUCCAGAAAGCAAGCAAACGCGACGCUGCAUGAUGUGUGGUCCUUGCAUCAGGAUGCCCAGGGAACUUUGCAGGACUUGCUGAGCUUUAGGAGCACGAAGCAUUCUGCCACCAACCCAGCACCACGGCUGGAUGCCGACAUGAAGAAGCUGCUUAAGGCUGCGGAGUUGUCAAUUCAAAGCCAUCAUCUCUCCUCUGAGCGCAUGGGCAAGAGGAUGAGAGCGAUGCAGUCCUCCACAGCCUCAAGCUGGUCCCUUGAGGAAAGUCUUGAGAUGCAGUUGCAAUGGCAGCUGGUGCAGUUUGACAAGGUCAUGCUAAGUGUUCGUCAGGCUGCAGAGGAUUACUUGGAUGCUGCCAGCGAGCAGGUAGAGCUAGUAGCGCACGCCACAGAACUCACGAACCAGUACUUGUCCGAGUGCAGUGCGGACUAUUGGGAGCUACAACUUGCAUCCCAGAAAGCCAUGUCUUCUGGCAAGAAGGCAGCCAAGCAGGCCCGGGUGGCUGUCAGCCAUGUCACUCAGCAGGUGGGCCUGUUGGCUGAUGUCGUGGUUGAUGGCGGCCUCCUUCGCUCUAUCGUGGAAGAAGCUGCUUUGAAGCUUUCCCGGGAAAGGUUGGACUCGGCACCUCAAAGCAGCGUCCCCAUCGUGUCCUUGCACAAAGAGCUAUCAGGCGUUCACACUCAGCUCUUCCGGGAGCUGGCACGCCGCAUGCGCCCGAUCAUGCCCAGGGCAUGGGCGGCGCUGCAGCUCGUGCAAGACCUGCAGAUGCGGCAAGAGAUGCACGGCAUGGCGCGCGCCGGCGUCAAGGACGCUGAGCUGAUGCUCUCAUCCUGGCAGAGAUUGGACGCGGAGAUGCAGGAGGUGGUGCGCUCAGCACGAACUCCGGACAGCGCGCUUGGCACAGUCUUUAAGAAACACCUGGAGGAGGCCCUGUUGACGCGCGCGAAGGCUCCGGAAGAAUGUGAGGCCGCUGGCUGGGCGCUGUGGGGAAACCUCACCAAGGAUUCCAAGAUGUCCGAGGUGGUGUUGGUGAAGGGCAUGGCCCAGUUGCUUUUGGAGAGCGAGGGCAGGAAUGGCACCAAGUUUGACUUGGCCAGCGAGACUGGAGCGAUGGUGUGCUCCUUGCAGCCUCAAAAACUCGAAAACACGACUCUCUCCAGAACUCGACCUCUACGAGCAGGAGAGAUGGUGGUUUGCUUGAAUGAGAUGGAGCCAGGUUGCAAUGCGGUACUUCCCAACGGCAAAUCUGCUCUGAAUGCCGCCGUCCUUUGGGGCGUUUGAAAUUGCACAGGCUGCAAUGCGUUGCCACCCAGUUUUGCGCAGGAGCUAUGGGGCAAAUCAUUUCGCUGUGCUGUGAAGGCUAUGAUGCCAGAUGUUGGACCUGCGCCGUACGUGGCCAG
Effrenium voratum is the source of this 4281-nucleotide messenger RNA. The record is from the annotation of a GenBank genome assembly. NCBI's taxonomy places the organism in Eukaryota, Dinophyceae, Suessiales, Symbiodiniaceae.